CCCCUUCCUCUCAGAUCCAUCCCAGACAUUAGGCCUAUUCUUCUGGGCAGUCUCCUCUGCAGGGCAUGCUGUUUGUAAGGCUCAGCCUGGGGUUUUUGUCUAACAAAGGACUGGUGAUAACAGCUGCUGCUCUCACAUUUGGGAGGAUUAACUCAAUUCAGGGGGAAUGAGAAACUGGACAACUGUCCUGGAAGCGGCGCCCACUUGUUUUCCUGCUUACAUGGACGUGCACAUGGAUAUGUAAUCAUUGUCAUAUGUUCCUGGGCCACAGGAAACUCAGGAUCUGGUUUCUCUUAGGGGCUUCCAACAUGUGUUAUGCAGAUAAAGACACAUCUGGACGUAGUCUAGUUUUCCACCACAUAACCAUGCCAUGCCAAGAUUGCUUCUAAAAAAAUUCUAUGGGUACAGUUAGAAUCCGUAGAGGAUUCAGCAGAACAUUCUGGAGCUUGGGAUGGGAAACUACAGCAAUACCACCUGCUUCAUCGAUGACUCUUUCAAAUACAACCUUUAUGGAGUGGUUUAUAGUGUAGUCUUUGUGCUGGGAUUGAUUACAAACUGUGCUUCCCUCUGCGUCUUCUGCUUUCGAAUGAAGAUGCACAACGAAACGGCCAUUUACAUGACCAACCUUGCUGUGUCUGACCUACUGUUUGUAUUCACACUUCCUUUCAAAAUAUUUUAUAACUUCAACCGCCAUUGGCCCUUUGGAGACACUUUGUGCAAAAUCUCGGGCACAGCAUUCUUGACAAACAUCUACGGAAGCAUGCUUUUCCUUACCUGCAUCAGUGUGGAUCGAUUUUUGGCCAUUGUCUACCCAUUCCGUUCCAGAACCAUCAGAACACGGAGAAAUUCUGCAAUUGUUUGCGCAAGUGUCUGGAUUCUAGUGCUCAGUGGAGGAAUCUCCGCAUCCCUUUUCUCCACGACCAAUGUUUCCAACACAACCACCACUUGUUUCGAAGGUUUCUCCAAAAAUAUCUGGAAAACCUAUUUGUCAAAAAUCACCAUGUUCAUCGAAGUGGUUGGAUUCCUUAUUCCCUUGCUCCUCAACCUUACCUGCUCUUCUUUGGUUCUAAGAACACUGCGGAAGCCUGCGACCUUGUGUCAGAUCGGAACCAACAAAGGGAAAGUUCUGAAGAUGAUCAUCGUCCAUGUCGCCAUCUUUGUUGUAUGUUUUGUGCCAUACAAUUCCAUCCUCUUCCUUUACGCUUUGGUACGCUCCCAGGCAAUAGCAAACUGCUCUAUCGAAAGAUUUGCACGGACAAUGUAUCCGAUAACCUUGUGUAUCGCGACGAUGAACUGUUGCUUCGACCCUUUUGUGUAUUACUUCACGUCCAAAUCUUUUCAAAAGUCCUUUAACAUUAACCCUCUGAUAAAGAUGGAUAACCUCUUCAAGAUUGAUUCCGCAACCAAAAUAGCACUGCCGGUAACACAAGAGGAACUAACUGAGCAAAUGAACAUUAACAACGGAGGGGAUUUGAUGCUGUCGUCUCAUUUUAAGGACACCGGUUCUAUAUAAUGGAAUAAAAUGGGACAAAAUGUCUCCGGUGAAUGGGACUCUAAUUUAUGAAGGAUGCUUUGAGCUCUGUGGUCAGUAUUAUAGAUGGAAUAAAUGUGUAUAAAAAAAUAGAAAGUUUUAAUUUAAUUAGAUAUAUAUUGUCUGGUAUCCUGUAAAAAAAAUGCAAGUGUUGUUCACAAAAGUUUUAAUGUUUUUGUGUAAAUAUGAAGUAUUGUAGAUGUAUGUGCCCCGUUGCCAUUGUUCCAGUAUUUACACCUUUUGAAUGUGGAAAAGAGAAAAACAAAAAAAUUACUAAAAAAAAAUAUUACACACAUAUGUUGGCUUCUCUU
Hyla sarda is the source of this 1842-nucleotide messenger RNA. It is a transcript of the gene LPAR4, whose product is annotated as lysophosphatidic acid receptor 4. Gene Ontology annotation, biological process: positive regulation of Rho protein signal transduction; phospholipase C-activating G protein-coupled receptor signaling pathway. The record is from RefSeq and is a predicted model, not a curated record. Lineage: Eukaryota; Metazoa; Chordata; Amphibia; Anura; Hylidae. Gene Ontology annotation, molecular function: lysophosphatidic acid receptor activity. Gene Ontology annotation, cellular component: membrane. The transcript has 2 exons. Bases 452 to 1513 code for a protein of 353 amino acids.